This is a messenger RNA of Arachis ipaensis, 953 nucleotides long. RefSeq names its product protein LURP-one-related 6-like. Lineage: Eukaryota; Viridiplantae; Streptophyta; Magnoliopsida; Fabales; Fabaceae. The record is from RefSeq and is a predicted model, not a curated record.
AUUGGCGCACACAUACAUUGGGCGAGAGCUAGCCAAGCAUAGUUUGUACGUAGUUCUUAAUUAAUCACAUCACAUAGGGAUUCAUUAAUAUCAAUGAGUGUAUGAUCACAUAUACACAUGACGAAUAUCGUACCUAUAGUAAGCAAAUUGUAUUGCUAUUCUUCUGAGACAGUGCUUGUGGUUAGGAGGAGGCCAAAUGUGGUGAAUGGAGGAGGGUUUGUGGUGAGUGAGUGUGGUUCUCAGAGUCACAGGGUUGUCUUCAAGGUUGAUGGUUGUGGUGUUCUUGGCACAAAAGGUGAACUCUUUCUAAGAGAUGCCAAUGGUGAUGCUUUGCUUCUCAUGCGUAGAAAGGGAGGGAUGGUUGAGGCACUAAGCAUUUACAACAAAUGGAAAGGAUACAGCCUAGAAUAUGAGGGAUUACAGGACCUGGUUUUCAGCUUAAAAGAACCAAAUUCUUGUUUGGUUAAGAAGAAUGGAAUUAAAAUCUCCACGGAACCCAGGGUUGAUAGCAAAAAAGGCAGAGACUUUGAGAUCAGGGGCCAUUUCCCUGACAAGAAUUGUAGCAUUGUUGACACCAGGGGCAACGUAGUUGCACAGGUUGGGGUGAAUAAGGAAGUGGAGAAAUUGAUGGCAAGUAAGGACUUGUAUCAUGUGGUGGUGCAACCUGGGAUUGAUCAAGCUUUUGUUUUCGGUGUCAUUGCCAUCCUUGACUACAUUUAUGGCGAAUCUACUCGCUGUUAGCAAUGUAUUUGAAAGUUUUUUUUCUUUUUUUUAUUUUAUCAGUCAAUUUAAAAAUAUGAUAUAUUUUAAUAUUAUUAAUUUAAUCAAAAUAUAGUAGAUUUUUAAAGUGACAGAUAAAAGAAAUAGAUCCAGAUUAGCCUGCGCUAAAUGGGCAUGAAGAGGUUUGAAGGAAGGAGAUUAAUAGUAGACUAGUCUAACUAACUUGAUUUGUU